Molecule: messenger RNA, 980 nt
Organism: Rubroshorea leprosula
Lineage: Eukaryota; Viridiplantae; Streptophyta; Magnoliopsida; Malvales; Dipterocarpaceae
Source: the annotation of a GenBank genome assembly
GAUGAAAUUAAAUCCUUAAAUAUGGUCUUCAUAAUUUGAAAAGUUUUGAAGCUGCAAACUAUGAUUGGGAUGUGAGGAAGAGCUCAACAAAAUGGUGAACCUAAAAUAACAACAUAUAUUUUUAAAAAAAUCAAUGUUUUAUUCCAGAACUAAAUGAAAUAGAUUAUAUAUUCAGACAAUAUCAUUACAGAGUUUUGAGGUUACAAUAAAAAAUCAAAUAAACUUUAACAUUAAAACAUGAAUACAUCCUAUCUACCAAUGCAUCUUCAAUUAGGACAAGAGCAGUAGUUUCCUGAUUUUAUCUUUUUACAUCAAUUUUUAGCCCUGAAACACAGUCAAAUGAAUCCAAAUUCAUAUUACAUCUUAAAAAAAAAAAAAAAUACCAAGAUCUCAAACUGAAUUAAAAUAAACAAACAAUAGCUCAAUGACUACAAAUGAAACAGGUAAUAAAAUCCGUUCUCAAGACCCAUUUCCAGUUCUACAAUAUCGAAUGACUACAAGGACAACAGUAUACAUAAUGAAGCAAAAGAGAAUUUCAGCUGCAUCCAUUAUAGUAUAAAGGGAUCAACUAUAAAUUUGUAUUACACAAAGGGAACAGUGAGCUGGUCGAAUCCAUACCUUUUGGGGCCAUUAGUUUGCUUCACCGAUAAACCCUUACCUAAGAGAACACAACAAAUGAAAAACGUCAAUUACAUUGGAAGAAGGUAUUUCUCGAAAUGAAACUACAAGCUACAAGAAGUUUAUGGAGAUCUCCAUAUCAUCACCAAUAAACUACCUCUCCAUAAAUGACUCGAUCGUUGGAGCUUCAUCACAGAGAAGCUAUCUUAUUGCAGAGAAAGAUGUAGAGAAUGAGCAAAGAAUUUGAAAUUUAUUAUCAAAUUCAUAGGUAUGAGAGGAUAUUUAAAAUACAUGCUAUUCAGUUUUUGAAAUACACAAGUUAAAAUACAUGUAUUUAGAUCAAAUAUACUCAUAUUUUAUAA